AUGGAUGCUUUGAAAAUUCUGUAUUGUUUCUUCUUGAUUCCUUUUCUUUCUUCAGCAGCAUCAUCAUCGAAACAUUGUCAACCAUCUUAUUGUGGUGUCAACCUUGUUCAAUAUCCAUUCAGGCUAAUCGGGCUACAACCCGAAUCAUGUGGUUCACCGGGCUUCAAUCUACAAUGCGUAAACCAAACCACAUUGCUUAUCCACCUUCCAAAAUCCAACAAUUUUGUAGUACAAAACAUCAACUAUCACUCUCAAACCAUACAAAUCUACGACCCUUUAAAUUGCCUUCCCGCGCGUUUCUUAACUUUCAACCUCUCCAAUUCACCUUUCUCGUUUUCUAACGCACAAAACUACACUCUUUUAAGUUGCCCGAAUCAUGAAGUUGGGAGUUUGUAUGGUUUUACCAACAUUUAUUGCCUUAGUAAUUCUUCUUAUACUACUUUAGCUACCACUUCUUCAAGUGCUGUCGUAAAAUCUAUCACCCGUAAUUAUACAUCUUGUUCGAUCUUUGGGUUCAUACAAAUGCCAGAGGAAGUGGCAGAGAGACGAUAUAGCGACUUGUGUGUGAAGCCACCAUAUUGUGAAAUUCCUGGUAGUUUGGAUUGGUAUCAAUAUGAAGACCCAAAUUGCAAAGAAGAUAGCUCUCAUGAUCAAAAGUGUGUCAAUGAUAUUACAAAAGGAUGGUUUGUCCCGCAUUUGCUCCUCUACCUAGGUAUGUUGGCCCUGGUGAUUAUUCUGAUACUUUUGCGACGUUGUCGUAACAAGCAUCCACAUAUGGAAGCAUACACAAUUCUCUUUUAUGUCCUCUUUAUAAUUCCACUUCUUUCUUCAGCAGCAUCAAAUGAUUGCACAACUUCCUACUGCAAUAAUCGAAGCUUCAUCGGUGUCCGAUUUCCUUUCAGAAUAAUCAACCAACAACAAGAAAACUGCGGUUUUCCGGGGUUCAACCUACGUUGUGUUUUUUCAAACAUGCUACUAAUCCAUCUCCCAAACUCUGGUGACUUUGCAGUUCGGAGUAUAGACUAUCUUAAUCAAGCCAUACGAAUUUACGACCCCUUUAAUUGCCUUCCGGCUAGGCUAUCUUCCACAUUUGACCUCUCUGAUUCACCUUUCUCAACUUCUUACUUUCAAAACUAUACUCUUUUGAGUUGUCCAACUAGUGCUCCUUUGUUUGGUUUUAAACCUAUUGAUUGCCUUAGCAAUUCAUCUUUUUCGGUUCUAGCUACUACCUCUGAGGGUGUAGUGGCAUCAUUGACUAGAAUACAAACAGGUUGCCUAGUAUCCAGGACUAUAAUGAUGCCAAUGGCCAAUCAAACCAUUCAAGAUGCGUCUACAUCGCAGCUAGACCACGAUAUAACUCUAACAUGGGAUGCACCGAAUUGUGAGAGUUGUGAAUCAUUUGGUCUUUCGUGUGGUUACGCAGAUAGUAGCUCGCAGAAGACAACCUGUUUCUCCAAUAUAGCUUCUCCGAAAGUUUCCAGUGUAUUCAGGAUCAUAGCAUUUGCCAUGGCAAUACCAGCAAUUGCAGCAUCCCUAAUGAUUGCAUGUUUCAUGUGUACAAAAGAUAGGCAUCAUGAAAUCAUGAGAAGCCGGAGAACAACCAACACCAGUAUAACCCCAGUAGACGCCGUUCCAAGACCAAACAGCAUUAUUAACGGUCUUGACCAAACGACCAUCGAGUCCUACACGAAGGUUGUUCUAGGGGAAAGCAAGCGUCUCCCGGGACAUGAUGAUGCAUCAUGUCCAAUUUGCUUAUCGGAGUACCAUGUCAAGGAGACAGUGAGGUGCAUACCCGAGUGUCUACAUUGCUUCCAUGCCGAAUGUAUCGAUGAGUGGCUGAAAAUGAAUGGGACAUGUCCGAUUUGUAGGAAUUCACCUUCUCCUAGCUAA
This is a messenger RNA of Erigeron canadensis, 1890 nucleotides long. Its product is annotated as putative RING-H2 finger protein ATL21A. Bases 1 to 1890 code for a protein of 629 amino acids. Gene Ontology annotation, molecular function: polysaccharide binding. The record is from RefSeq and is a predicted model, not a curated record. NCBI's taxonomy places the organism in Eukaryota, Viridiplantae, Streptophyta, Magnoliopsida, Asterales, Asteraceae. The transcript is spliced from 4 exons.